AUGUCUUUCUCAUCCAACAAUCAGCUCCAUGCAUGGGCCUCCCUACCAGAUGCACUCGGCGCAUCUUUCACCACUCUGAACAACACUUUAAAUCAUGACAAACAAUGGCAAGCUUUUAUCGAUACUGAGGCAAUCCACGAUCCGGUGACUAUGGGCAUCCAAUCCACUGGCUCGGACCAGGCCAUCCUCGUCGUUGUUGAGCCGGGCCUCCGAACCAUUGUCUCUCGUGGCUCCUCAGCCUCUGCCGACUUUGUAUUACUGGCGCAGCCGAGUCACUGGGAGAAGUACUUUUCUGCAAGCCCACAAGCGCCAUAUACUAGUUUUGGAAUGAACAUCGUGCAGGACGGUGCCGGCAUCCAUGGGGACCGCCUCAAAUACAGCCAGUUCGCCCACCUAACGACACGUUUACUGGAAUUGAUACGUAAGGGCUUACAUGGCCCAAUUGCCGCUGACCAGCAACACGAAGUUUAUGAAGACCACAUUAUUGGCAAAUAUGUUUUCAUUGAACCCCCGGUUUGGGGUAAGACUAAGGUCUUUUAUGAAAGCAGUGGUACCGGUCCUCAGGAGAUCGUGUUUCUCCAUACUGCAGGAAGCGAUAGCCGACAAUAUCACGACGUUAUGAAUGAUCCGUCCAUGAGAGCAAAAUGCAAGAUGAUCGCCUUUGACCUACCUGCCCAUGGUCGCAGCUUCCCAGGUAAGAAUCACAUACCUGGGAAUCAUACCAAUACUGAAGAAGCAUAUGUCGGUUGUAUUCGUGAAAUGAUCAAGGUUCUUAAGCUCAACAAGCCCAUCGUCUGCGGUGCCUCAAUGGCCGGGCAGGUAUGUAUUGCGGUAGCAAUUAGAGCAGAGGAAGUAGGUGCAGGUGGCACUAUUCCCUUGCAAGGAUGUGACUUUUUGACCAUGAAGCGACAAUUCGAUGAUAAGUCCCCGCUAGUCAAUCAGUCCCUCUUCAACCCUGAUUGGAUUUACGGCAUGAUGGCUCCAAAUGCGCCCCUGGUAAACAAGCAGCUCAUCUGGCACCUCUAUAGUGCUCAGGCAUAUGGGAUUUUCCAUGGUGAUCUUGACUUCUAUUUUGGUGGCUUUGAUGCUCGAGACCGGGUUGCGAGCAUUAAUGUCAAGAAAUGCCCUAUCUAUUUUCUGACUGGUGAAUUCGACUGGAGCACUACUCCUGAAAUGAGCCAGGCGACGGCCAAGAAGAUCAACGGCGCAAAUUUCAAAGCCAUGGAAGGCCUGGGCCAUUUCCCAGCGACUGAAAGCCCCUCUAGGUUUGUGAGUUUACCCUGA
Molecule: messenger RNA, 1284 nt
Organism: Penicillium cosmopolitanum
Lineage: Eukaryota; Fungi; Ascomycota; Eurotiomycetes; Eurotiales; Aspergillaceae
Product: alpha/beta fold hydrolase
Exons: 2
Coding region: 1-1284 (427 amino acids)
Source: RefSeq, a predicted model, not a curated record